This is a messenger RNA of Symbiodinium sp. CCMP2456, 1014 nucleotides long. Lineage: Eukaryota; Dinophyceae; Suessiales; Symbiodiniaceae. The record is from the annotation of a GenBank genome assembly.
GUGCAAGCCUCGCUUUGGGAGUUCGUGCGCCGAGCCCGCAACUUCAUCUGCUUUCCACGCGAGGCAGAAGUAAACCUGCAGUCUGCGAUCGAUGCUUCUCCUUGGGGCUUAGCCUUCAGGUCUUGGCAAAGCCCUGGUGUAGACAGCGCGUAUGCGACGAAAUCACCGCUAGACUUGCACCGAAACGAUCUCAUCUUGCCAAGAGGGCGGAGCGACAGCAUCGUCUACGUGGAUGGCUUGUUUUGGUGGCAUACGGACAUGCCACGUAUCAUCGUACCCGAAAAGGACCAACGGGCCGCACCCUCUGGGGCUUUCUUCAAACUGCUAGAGAUCUGCGAGCGCUACAAUCCGUCGGAUGAAGAAAGCGAUGAGAAGCUCCUGCGGCGUGUUUUCGCUGGAAGAAAUCUGGCUUUGGAUAUCGGGGCUUCUCCUGGGGGUUGGUCAUACUGCCUUGCCAAAGAGUUGGGCACCAAGCUGGUGAUCUCCUGCGAUCCGGCCGCUUACAUGCACCCGUUGGUGCGCGAGCUCAUCGACGCGGAACAUCGGGACGACUUCCGGCAGUUCUUCAGACAUCAUGAACAAGUUGAAGACGCCAAACACCUGAAGUACAUGGCAGAGUGUCGGAGCGCCGGGACCCAGAAAACUGAGGUCGCAGAGACGCCUGGGAGCAUCUUGCACUGGCGCAUGCGUGGUGAAGAGGCGAUCUCGAAGCUAGAGGAGGCUGCCUCCGACGAGAGAAAGAAACUUGCCCUGUUUGUCUGUGACAUGAACGAUGGCCUUGAGAACGCCUGUCAGCUGCUUUACGAAGUCUAUCGUCGCGGUCUCUUCGAAUCCCCAUGUCUGGCAGUUGUUACCUUCAAGAACACAUGCCGCUCAAAGCGGGAGUUUCGUGAGCGCAAGAGGGCCAUGAUUCAGCGACUGAAGCAGGAUGGUGUGCUGCACCACAUACACGAGAUUCAUCUGUUUGCAAACACACGGUUGGAAACCACCAUCGUCGGGCAAAUGCUUGCAUGA